AGAGAAAGAGUAAAGUUGGACACGGGUUGGAAUUUAGCCAAUCCGACCGUUGGUCCUUUUUUUUUUUUUUUGAUUAAAAUCCAACCGUUGGUGACCCAACGGCUGUUUUGGUGUUGAAAAAAAUUUGCAACGGUCCAUUUUUUUCCCCUGCCUAUAAAUGUGUCUUAAUAGAAUUUUAGACAACAAAAUUUUUAUUCAUUCUCCACAAACACCCUCCAAAAAAAUAGUGUAUUAAUUAUGGCAGAAGGAAGUCAUAGUGCGAGAGGAAAAUCGUUCAACUCCGAUCAAGAUGAAGCAAUUUGUAAUGCUUACUUGUGCGUUAGUCAAGACCCGAUUAUUGGUACCAACCAACCAAUAUCUAAAUUAUGGGAUCGGGUUGCAAAAAAAUAUACCGAAUUCACAGGAGGCGAUGUACGAUCGGAUGCUUCUAUCAAGUCUCGAUGACAAGUCAUCCAGCAGGCUUGCAACAAAUAUCGUGGAUAUUUAAGGCAAAUUCAAAGGCAACAUCAAAGUGGAAUGACAGAACAAAAUGAGAUUGAUCUAGCGAAGAGACAUUACAAAGAUACUGAGACUAAACCUUUCGCCAAUUUGGAUUGUUGCUGGGCAAUCUUAGAACACAGUAUGAAGUGGGCGGAUUUAACCCCACCCCGGUCCAACCCAAGAUCUUCACAAAUGGAUACAAGUUCGGUCCCGCUAUCUCCUGAUUUCUCUCAAAAUCCAAACUUAGACUCUCCUGAUUUCUCUCAAGUUCCAAACACAGCGACUACAUUGGAAGAUAGCAAUCCUACGAGUGGAGGUAGUGUUCAGUCUCCAAGAAAGAGGCCUCCUGGAUGUAAAGCAUCAAAGGCAAAAUUAUUGAAGACCAAAAAAUCAGGAAAUGAAGAACGUGAAUGGAUAAACUUGAUGGAAAAAUUCAACUAAACUACAUCUGACAAGGAAAGUAGGAGAGCUGAAAUGGAAGCAAGAAGAGUCGCGGCUUUGGAAAGGACUACAGCAAAUGAUGAGAGAAGGGUGGCGCUUGAGGAGAGGAAGGCAGCAAUAAAGGAAAAAGAGAUGGAAGAUAGGAUUAUGCAAAUGGACUUGGAUUUGGUUCAAGACCCCCAAAUGAAGGCCUAUUAUCAGUAUCGCAAGGGUGAAAUCUUGGCUAAA
Messenger RNA from Rhododendron vialii, 1149 nucleotides. RefSeq lists its product as uncharacterized. The record is from RefSeq and is a predicted model, not a curated record. Bases 517 to 921 code for a protein of 134 amino acids. Lineage: Eukaryota; Viridiplantae; Streptophyta; Magnoliopsida; Ericales; Ericaceae. The transcript has 2 exons.